UUGUUCCGGUAAAUUAAUUUAAGAAAAUGGGCAAUCAGCACGCAGGUGGUGGGCAUCAUGGGGAUAAAAAAGAUGACAAGGACAAAAAGAAGAAAUAUGAACCUCCAGUACCCACCAGAGUUGGAAAGAAGAAGAAGAGAAUCAAGGGACCUGAAGCUGCCAACAAACUUCCACAAGUUACACCACAUACCAGAUGUCACCUCAAGCUUUUGAAAUUGGAGAGAAUAAAAGAUUAUCUACUCAUGGAAGAGGAAUUUAUUAAGAAUCAGGAAAGAUUAAAGCCGCAAGAGGAGAAGCAAGAAGAGGAAAGAUCAAAGGUCGAUGAUCUUAGAGGUACACCGAUGUCUGUGGGGUCUCUGGAAGAAAUUAUCGACGACAACCAUGCUAUUGUUUCUACAUCUGUUGGGUCAGAACAUUAUGUCAGCAUACUUUCAUUCGUUGAUAAGGACCAACUGGAGCCUGGCUGCUCUGUUUUACUAAAUCACAAGGUGCAUGCUGUGGUUGGGGUCCUAUCAGAUGAUACAGACCCCAUGGUGACGGUUAUGAAGUUGGAGAAGGCACCGCAGGAGACCUAUGCUGAUAUUGGGGGCCUCGAUCAGCAGAUUCAAGAAAUUAAGGAGUCAGUAGAACUUCCUCUAACCCACCCCGAAUAUUACGAGGAGAUGGGUAUCAAACCACCAAAAGGUGUCAUCCUUUAUGGAGCUCCUGGCACCGGGAAAACUCUUUUGGCCAAAGCUGUAGCUAACCAGACAUCUGCUACAUUCUUAAGAGUAGUGGGGUCUGAGCUGAUCCAGAAGUACCUUGGUGAUGGCCCCAAAUUAGUGAGAGAGUUGUUCAGGGUAGCAGAGGAACAUGCACCAUCCAUUGUUUUCAUUGAUGAGAUUGACGCUGUCGGUACUAAAAGGUAUGAAAGUAACUCUGGAGGUGAGAGAGAAAUUCAAAGAACCAUGCUGGAGUUGUUGAAUCAGUUGGAUGGUUUUGACUCCAAAGGGGAUGUCAAAGUCAUCAUGGCAACCAAUCGGAUUGAGACUCUCGACCCAGCUCUAAUCAGGCCAGGUCGUAUUGAUAGGAAGAUCGAGUUUCCACUUCCAGAUGAGAAAACUAAGCGUCGAAUUUUCACCAUCCAUACCGGCCGCAUGACACUCGCCGAGGAUGUCAAUCUAGAGGAUUAUAUCAUGGCUAAGGAUGAUCUUUCUGGGGCAGAUAUCAAAGCUAUUUGUACAGAGGCGGGACUGCUGGCUCUACGAGAACGUAGAAUGAAAGUGACGAAUGAAGACUUCAAGAAGGCAAAGGAGAAUGUACUCUAUAGGAAGAAUGAAGGCUCGCCUGAAGGACUGUAUUUAUAAAUCAAUAACUAUGACGUCUCGUUCGUCGUGGUCAAGCAAAUUUCUUAUUACAUGAUUCACAUUUUUGUUCGUUUUGAUCAUUUUUUCUUUAUUCUUUUUCGUUCAUCGUCGGCCAAUAAAUGUUCUUUAUAAAAUUA
Molecule: messenger RNA, 1483 nt
Organism: Helobdella robusta
Lineage: Eukaryota; Metazoa; Annelida; Clitellata; Rhynchobdellida; Glossiphoniidae
Exons: 10
Coding region: 27-1346 (439 amino acids)
Biological process (GO): proteasome-mediated ubiquitin-dependent protein catabolic process
Cellular component (GO): proteasome regulatory particle, base subcomplex
Molecular function (GO): ATP binding; ATP hydrolysis activity; proteasome-activating activity
Source: RefSeq, a predicted model, not a curated record